AUGGGGUCGGUUGCCGCCUCCGUGGCUCUGCUGUGUCUCUGCUCUCUGGGAAAUCCUUCAGGGACGAGCGGCGCUGCAGCAGCUCAGGUAUCUGUGGUGGAGGUGAAGAAGGCCAGAGGAGACGUGCCGGAUAUUCUUCCUGAACCAGAACCGGAGCCGGAGCCGGAGCCCACCAGUCCUGCGUCAGACUUUGAGAACUCGUACAACUACGUCUUGUCCAGGCUGGCCGGGAUGGAUCAGGCCAUCCACAAGCUGAACGUGGGUCACUACACCCUGGAUGUUAAAGUGUCCCAGCUGAUGGACCGUCUGUCCAGGAUGGACGCUAAAGUCGGGGAGCUGGAGGACAACAUCCGAGAGGUUUACCAGCACAGCAAGGACAACCGCAAGGAGAUGGGAAGACUGGAAGGUUGCCAGAAGGGACGGCGGCUGGGAUACAAAUGUUACCUGGUGUACAACAGCCAGGAGGAUUACGCCGGAGCUUCCAGGAAGUGCCUGGAGCGAGGCGGCCGCAUGGCGAUGCCCCGGGACCGCCGGGAGCAGGAGGCGCUGGCCGACUACGUCAAGACCUUCUUCCGGCCGGGGAACUGGCCCGUGUGGCUGGGCAUCAACGACCUGCGCUCGGAGGGGAUGUACCUGUUCGACGACGGGACGCGGGUCUCCUACUUCCAGUGGCGGAAGCACUUCCUGUCCAGCCAGCCGGACGGCGGGCGGCGGGAGAACUGCGUGGCAAUGUCGUCGGACGACGGCGACUGGUGGGACCACUACUGCGACCGGACCAUGAACUACGUGUGCGAGUUUGACGACAGGGUGGCCCUUUGAGACCAGCUCUGCUCAGACCUGACGGUCACUGAUGUUUUCCUGUACUUUACUUACCUUUAGCACAUCAUAGGAGACUCAUUUAAAUACUAAAGAGAAGGAAGGGUUCGGCUCUGGCUUCAGGAUUCCAGGGGAACGCGCCAUUAUGUCGAGCAUUGCAACCGAAUAAUACAAACACUUAUGUAGAUGAUGUUAAUGUCUCUGUGCUUGAAGAUGUGUUUUUUUAAAUAACAGUGCUCUUUCUCUUGUGACUAAUUUACACCAUUUGUUUCAGAGUUUUCCUGUGAAGGUGGAGGUAACUGUCUGCUCUCGGUCCAGCUCUUAGUGUUCAGAUUAGGAGUCACUGUAAUGUUUUGGAUAAUAAGAUCAUAGCCUCUAUUUGGCCUAAAUAUGGAUCCAUACUACGACUGAUUCUAAUCGGUCCGGUACUUUAACGGUAAUCUUAUCUCUACUUUUUUUUAAAUAACAUUUUAAAAUAUAAAGUUUAAAAAAGAUUAAGCUUUCGAUUAAAUCUCUUUUAGUUCCACUGCUUUGGUGACGAUCACACUGAACAACAAGUACUUGCCAGACCAAACUGUCUGUGGAUCAUUUGGUACCGGGCCACAAUGAGACAAAAGGUUUUGAAAGUGUACGUUUAAUUUUCCAUUAGUCUGCAUUGACUGUUACUUUGAAAAACGCCCCUCUUCCAUCAGUGCUUCUUUCUUGCUAUUGGCUCCAUCUUUCCUCUUUUUUAAGUGCAUCAUUAGGACAGUGUGUAAAAGUUGAGAGUGGUUGAUGAAAUGUUUGUUUUCCAGAGAGGAGCCCAUUCCUGCAGCUGCAGCCAUGCGUCUGGAAGCCAGCAGGGACUCUGCACACAUUUAUCUGCUGGAAUCCAAAAUAUUUGCUUAAAGUCUCCCAAAGAGAAACGACCAAGCAGUUUGUUCAGCUUGCGCUGAUUUAUAUCUUCAGUCUGUGCUCCUUCGCUGCAGAGUUCAGUCUGUGUUUGAACAGAUCCCACCAGACCAAACCAUCACUCCGGGUGUUUAUCCUCCCGUAACCAUGGAAACCACUCUGAAACCCGAGCUGCAUGACUUUCUGGGUUGUGUAGCAGAACUACAUCAAUACAGUGAUUUCAGUUGUUAAUCUUUCAGGGUUUCAUGUUCGUCCUGUUGUGUCUCCAAGUCUUGAGUGUGAAAGGUUCACGAGUUGAAGAUAAAACGGUUCACAGUUCUUGAAAGGUGUUAUUUUAUUGAAAACAUCAGAUUAGAAUCAAUUCCAUCUUUAUGCCCUGCAGUAAAGAGCUCAGACCGAAUCAGUGGUUCUCAACCUGCGGUUCUGGUCUGGAACCUCAGACAUUACAGCUCGAGGUCCUGAGGUCCCGUUUACACGACAGCGUUUUCAUUUUAAAGAACAUUCUUCCCUCCUCCCCUGCGGAGAGCGUCAUGCACGACCGGCGUCUCGCACACAUGCGCACGGCCGCCAGCGCGGUCAGAAAAUGCUGAACACUGCGCCUCUUGUCUGGCAACCUCAGGAAUUCAUAUGAUUGGCUCUGGAACCAGGAAGUAGUGACGUCUAGCUCUGCCCACCAGAGUUAUUCUGUCCAGUAACUCAUUUUGAAAGAAAACUCCUGACCAAGACAUAAUUGAAGGAGGCGACAGAUUGUUUAAAGGGAAUGUUUCUUCAAUGACAGCUGAAAAAUGGGAAAGAUUGUAGUUUUUCUAGGAAUUUCUUACUUAUUGCACCUUUAAAAAAGUUCCACGCUUACGCAGAAAUACUCAAUGUAAAGUCGCAGCAGAAUGUGGACUGGGAAUCAUGACACAUGAGGAAAACCUUCUUGUCCAUCUAGAGCAGCAGUAGCGUUUCAGAAAUAUGUGUUUUCACCCGUUUCCAUGGAGACGGAACAUUUCUGAAAAGCAGCGUUCACUUCAUUUGAAUGGAGAUGGCACAUUUAAGAACAGGCACUUUUCUGUCGUUUCCACCGAGUUGGGGCAUUUUAAAAGACGUGUUUUCUGAGAUUUCCAUGAAGACAGAACUCGAUCAGUUCCAGGAGAACCACUGAUUCGAAGAGCAAAAUCAUCUGAACGCAGUUUGUACGAGUUAAAACUACAAAGGCAAAUCAGCGUUUUCAAUAUUUAAAAAGCCGACUGACACGACGAAGGAGAUCGGGAACCUCCGCUCCGCUCUUCCAUCGGUCGCACGUCUUCAUGGUGCCAUGAGUGCGAAGUGCGACGUCACUGACGCGAAGCGGAGAGCCGCUCUUCUUCUGUGGUGUCAGAGGCGUGUCCGGACCGGCGUGUCUCACGCCAAGGCGUCCGCGGCGUCCGCCACCUUCACGACGUCCGACGCGCUCGGUCGGUCCACCGUGGUUUUGCACGGGUGAGACAGAAGAACCUUCCCCGCGUCGUCCAGCAGGAAGUUCCCGCCCAUCUGGAGGAAGAAGGAAAGACUCUGCAGUGAACUGAACCCAGAGAGAGGAGCUGGAGAGGAAGCGGCUCUGCUGCCCUCUGGUGGUGGAAAACAUGUACUGC
This is a messenger RNA of Salarias fasciatus (jewelled blenny), 3323 nucleotides long. It is a transcript of the gene clec11a, whose product is annotated as C-type lectin domain containing 11A. Lineage: Eukaryota; Metazoa; Chordata; Actinopteri; Blenniiformes; Blenniidae. The transcript has 5 exons. The record is from RefSeq and is a predicted model, not a curated record. Gene Ontology annotation, biological process: ossification. The coding region runs from base 1 to 819 and encodes 272 amino acids. Gene Ontology annotation, molecular function: growth factor activity.